AUGUUGCUGCUGGCUGCCUUUGUCACUCUACUGGCUCCCACCGCCCAAGGCUUACCCGUGACCGAUGACGCCAUGGCCACACUGCUGGGAUCAAACAGCACCCACUUUGUGCGCGAGAUUUACGGACAGCGGCACGCCAUCUUCCCUGCUCCGCUCGCGCCCGCGGCCAACUGGCUUGCUCGCGAUCCGCUCUUAGAUUCGUUCAAGGCCGGGGCCGAUCUCAACCGAACGCUGGCCACACUGGUCAACCUUUACGGACGCAGCCAAGAUGCGAUCGCCUUUCGUGACCGUCACGCUGCCGAUGUACCACUUGAUACGCUUUUGGAGCGCGUGUCCUUGGAAUACCUCUACGACUACCUCGUCCAGCACAGCUAUUCGGUGGUGAUCCGUGAAGAGUAUUUUCCCGGGUACACCCAAACAAGCCUCGAAGAGCUGAUUCAGACGGCUUUUGGCACCUCGACCGUCACCUCGCAUGUGUAUCUCUCGGGCAGCGAGGCCCAUGCUCUCAACCCUCACACCGAUCCUUACGACGUAUUGGUCCUGCACCUGCAUGGCCAGAAGCAUUGGACCGUCUGUCAUCCGUUGGAUUCCAGCACCGAGUGGGCCGAUGCGUCCCAAGCUCAGCUGGCCCAGCUCUUUGAGAUGCAGCGCAAGAGUGUCGACGGCUGCACAAAUUUUGACAUUGCAGAGACGGACAAGAUGCGCUGCGAGCAUUUUACCCUCAGUCCAGGCGAUGUACUCUACCUGCCAAAGUCCACCAUCCACUUUGCCACAACAUCGCCCAACACAACUACCGCGCAUAUCACCUUGUCCCUGGAGCGACAGGGCCAAUCUUGGAUUGAUCUCGUCCGCCGUGCAUGUGCGGUUCUUGACAACCAGGCUUGUACCGUUAUCGAGAGUACCCUUGCCUCGCUUGAAACUUCACCCUCUGGCCUUCGCUGGCUUGAGCUGGCCACGUUUCCUACGGACGAGCCGUGUCAGAUGGCCCAAAAGCGUCUUCUUGGUUUCGAAAAGGACUCUCUGCGUACGCUCGUGGCCCAGGACCCACAACUUGAUUUCACCUACGUGACCUCCAAGGAUGUCUUGGCUACCCUCCAGCGCUUGGCUAGCUGUACCGCCUCUUUGGGUUGGGAUUCACGGGAACGCGAAGUGACUUUUGAGGGCCUUCUCACCAACCCAGUAACCCAUUACGAUGUACGCUCCCUCCCAUGCUUGUGUUCGUCUCGGCGGCUUUUCAUCUGCAUACUCACAAUUAACCCCUCCGUAGAUUGUCGAACGUCACCGCCGCUCGGCUCCCUGGACGGCACCCGGCAAUUCUCGUGGCGGCUCUUGCAAUGGUUGUGUCUAUUACGAGUGCACAACUCGGGCAAGACGCGAUGCAACUCCUGCAAUUGCCGCGCUGGCCACUACUUUCAGGGGGGUAACAGUCUCAACAUUGCCACCAGCGGGUGCCGAGUCAGCAGCGCUGUGCUCACGUACAGCAAUUCAGAGCGACGCUAUCCCGUUAUCGCAACGUUUGCCUGUGUUGCGGGAUUCGAGCAGACCGGUGGGGAUGCAAGUCGCUCGUGCACACCGGCGCUGACCUGGGCAGGAGCAGAAAUCAUUUGCACCCGUGUCUCUUGUGGGGACCUGCCCGCGCUCAGCAAUGGCUUUGUGGACACGAGCGGUGGCGUUGAUUUUGAGAGCGUGGCCACGUUUUCUUGCGAUGAGGGUUAUACCCGAAGCGGCCCGGCGAGCCGCACCUGCCAAGCCAGCGGCGAAUGGUCCGGCUCCGCGCCCAUGUGCGUGGCCUUACCUUGCCCAUCCCUGCCCGUGUUUGCUCAUGGGUCGGCGACUAGCUCGAGCAGCAACCCGAUCGUGGGUGCGACCCUCACUUACGCAUGUGAUGCCGGCUACACUCUUUCGGGCAAUACCGAGGCCACAUGCAUUUGGUCUGGCUCCGCCAUGAUGUGGAAUAAUGAGGCACCAACCUGCACCGCAAUUCCGUGUGACCCUCUCGUGGCACCAGCAAAUGGUGAAUUGGACGUGUCAAACAACGGCAACUUUCCCGCCACUGCAAACUACAAUUGCCAAGCCGGUUACACGCUGACAGCGGAUGGCACGCGCACCUGCCAGACAGAUGGCACAUGGAGCGGGUCUGUGCCAGCCUGUACUGGUGUGCCAUGUGAAACUCUCACGGCACCGCCGUAUGGUGCCGUGAGCAGCACUCACAAUUGGUUUCCUAGCACGGUCACCUUCGCUUGUUUUGAUGGCUAUGAAUUGGCUGGAGUAAGCUCUUUGGAGUGUCGAUCAGACGGGAGUUGGAGUGACAGCGCACCCACCUGCAAACCAUGCGCCGUCAACAUGUUCCGCAAUACCUCCACCUCAGGCCCUCAGUGCGAGUCCUGCCCAGCGUUUAGCUCAACUGACGGCCUCACGGCACGUGUCACGUGCGCCUGUAAUGCUGGCUUUGGUGGUGUGGCUGGCUCAUGUCAAGCUUGCCCUGUAAACACCUCAAAGAGCACAGUUGACAAUGCACCCUGCACUGCUUGUGCGCCAGGAUACAUGACCUCUGGCACCAACGCUGAGACAUGUGAUGGUGUUCCUUGUGCCAUGGUCCCCAGUAUUGCCUACGGAUCGUUCAUUUCCACAAACAACAAUCGCUAUCCCUCGACUGGCACUUUCAGUUGCGAGACUGGGUUUGCGCUCGCCAACGAUGACAAUGGGGUGCGCACCUGUCAGAUUGAUGGAUCGUGGUCCGCCGAAGCCGCCAGCUGCAGUCCCGUGUGUGGCGACGGUAUUCGAGUGUUUGGGGAAGAGUGCGACGAUGGCGCCAACAACGGGAACGACGGCUGUGCAGACAACUGCACAAUCACGCCUGGCUAUUACUGCCAUACAGAGGGCGAACCCUGCUCAGUUUGCUCCAUCAACACUCCACCUUCCGAUCUCACAGUUGAUUGUGCUGAUUACGCCGUCGAUUUGGCGGUGUGGCGCGCAAACAACCUCGGUGCGGUGGCUGACACGCACACCAACUGUGGAGCUCCGACUUUUACCACGACAGCCCUCAAUGUAACUGGCCCUGACCCAGGGUGCAGCGCCCAUCUCUUCCGGGUGGAUGUUACCUUUGCCAAGGGAGGCUCUGACUUUUCGCUGGCCAACCUUCGAACGUCAGAUACGGUGCCGCCAGUGUUCACGGCAGUACCCGAUGGAGGCCUCACAUAUCAAUGCCACGAAUUGCCAUCGGCCAGCAGCGGUAUUUCCGCCACCGACACAUGUGCGGCCUUUGUCAACAUCACGAGCCGCGAUGAAACUAUCGCCGGGGCCUGCGCAAACAACUACACACUGCAGCGAACGUGGACGGCUGUGGAUGGAUGCCAAAAUGCGGUGUCCGUCACCCGCAACUAUACGGCCAUUGAUACGACAGCACCCACAUUUGAGGUCCCGCCACAGAAUCUGUAUCUCGAAUGUGACGGCACGCCGCAGGACGCGGCCAUUCAGGCCUGGCUUGAUAACAAUGGUGGGGCCACCAUCCGGGACGCGUGCACUGGGCCCGUAACCGUCACGCACAAUUUUGCCGAGGUUGCCCACGGUCUUGUGGCUGGCUGCGCGGGUGUUGUUGGGAACGCAACAGUCACAUUUCAGGCGGUCGAUGACUGCGGUAACAUGGACCAGGCCAAUGCCACAAUUGUGCGCCGCGACACAACACCGCCCGUGUUUGUUGAAUUCCCCGAUAACGUUACCGUUUCGUGCAGCGCAGCCGAGCCCACCAAUUUUACCGUCGCUGUCACCGACAUUUGCACAGGGAAUGCAACCGUGGUGCUUGCUCAGACUUGGACCGAGCCCAGCGCAACCUGUGGUCACGCAUACACGGUGUUUCGCACCUGGACGGCCUCGGAUGUCUGCGGCAACAAGCUGAACCUCACACAUACCGUGAACGUUGUCGACGAGACGGCCCCCACGCUGCCCAGCGGCGUACCCACCACGGUCCUUGAGUGCAACGCUGACUCAACUCGAGAUGACGUCACAGCCCUUUUGGAAGCGCAUGUCAACAUUUCAGCAGCCGAUGCGUGUGGUGGUAAUGCCAUCACCUGGUCCUUUGAUGCUCUCAACCUGUCUUCGACCCUGACCGGCAACUACUCAGCCCAGCUUUACGCACAUGAUGACUGCGCCAAUGUGUUGCCUGUGGCGGCCCCGAUCAGUAUUGUGGAUACCCAACCGCCGGUGCUCUCCAAUCUCUCCGUGGCCAUGGCCUAUGAGUGCGAUGCAGUCCCGCAGACAGAAGACGUUGUCGUCCGUGAUGCCUGUGAUACCAAUGUGCAAGUGGUUUUUGGGGACAACAUCACCCAGGGCCAAUGCCCUCAAAGCUACACCCUGGCCCGCACGAUCUGGGCCACGGACAAUGCUGGGUGGCAAGACAACUUUACGCAAUUCUUGACCGUGGUUGAUACCACAGCACCACAGUGGGUUGCCCCACCGGCCGACGUUGUGUUUGAGUGCGAUGGUGCAGGCAAUACCGCCAACGUGACGUGGUGGUUGGAAUCCUUUGGCAAUGGCACGGCCCAGGAUGCCUGCUCAAGCAACGUGACCUGGCAAUCAAACGGCGCCAACGCCACCUGGUCCCAAGGCUGUGGUCAGACGCUGGCAACCUCAGUUCAAUUUAGCGUGCAGGAUGAGUGUGGCAAUGUUCGGACGCACACCGCGUCUUUUGCUGCUCUCGACACCCAACCCCCCGUGCUGUACUGGGCCAACACCACCGUUGCGCCUGUGUCGACUGCAGCCCCUGCCUCGAUCACGGGCGCAAGCACGUCAAAUACGAGCUCGAGCGCGUCGACCACGACUGGGCCGGCCGCCACCUCAGCACCGGCUGGCGAUGAGCCAGUGUACUUGGUCGGCCCACCGCCCAACAUGACUCUGGAAUGCAUCGGUCGGGCUGGCCUUGAGCCCACGCGCCCUGAUCCGUAUAUGGUGAUGGCACGGGAUGUGUGCUCGGGUUCAGAAUAUGACGUUGCCUACGAGGAGACGCGACAUGAUGGACACUGCAUGGGCCUCGUGCGCUACGUGCGGGCGUGGACCGCGGUGGACAGCUGCUCAAACGCUGGCACCAUGUAUCAAACCGUUGCCAUCCAGGAUACCACCCCUCCUCAAGUGCAGAGCCCGCCCCAGGAUCUCCAAUUGGAGUGUGAUCGCGAAAGCUCUGCUGGCCAGCUGCAGCAGUGGCUCGACGCAGCCGGCUACGGGAUAGCCGAGGACACGUGCUCGGACGUCACUUGGAGCCACAACCUGACAGAUCCAAUGACUACAUUCCACGCAUGUGAAGGGAUGAACAGCAUGGUCGUGCGCUUUACCGUGACUGAUGACUGCGGGAAUGCCGCCCAUGCUUUUGCCACAGUGAAUGUGGUCGACACGCAAGCGCCCAUCAUUACGGCCAUGCCCCCCGCGCACACCAUCGAGUGUGACUUGGCUAGCCAGGAUGCACAAAUUGAAGCCUGGCUGCUCCAAUCUGGUAACGCUCUGGCUGUCGACGGAUGCAGUGAUACGCUCUCACGCAACUAUACCUCCAGUCAGCAAACCAUGUGCGCCAAUACCAAGGUUGUGACGGCCAAUUUCAGCUUUACGGACACCUGUGGCUGGCAAGCCAGCGCCUUGGGUACUUUGAGCGUGCAAGACACGGUACCGCCCACCAUCAUCCUACGCGGAUCAAAUGCCACCACCUCGGAAGCUGGUUUUGCGUGGCUUGAUCCGGGAGUGGAAGCGGCGUUUGAUACAUGCCAGGGCGCCAUCAACAUUAGCAUCGUGCAACGUCAGCACAAUGUUAACAUCUCCACUCUAGGAGAGCAGGCGAUCGAGUACGCAGUGGCCGAUGACUGCCAAAACACAGGCAGUAUCGUGCGACUCGUGACCGUGCAGGACACCCUGAGCCCGGUGGUGCGUGUGCAACACAUUAUAACCCGCCGCAUCCGUCGCGGCGCAAAGUUUUAUCCUUCGGCCGACGUCACAGCCGAGGACUGGCUGGAAGGAUCUAUCACAAACUUUUCAUUUGUCCCACCCGUGGAGGAACUUAGCGCGUCAGCAAGUGGCAUGUACGUGCUGUCCUACGCUGCGUCGGAUAGCUCGGGCAACAUGGCCGUUGCUCCGGGCGAACGGGUCAUUGUUGUCGACGCUGAGACCGAGGCCAAUGUCUCGGAGAGCUCGCGUGUAACGUUGACCUUUGACACACGACUGGCCACGCUGGCAGUGCCGGCCAGGGCUGUUGCCGUCUCGCUGUAUGUCAUCCUUCAAGCAAACGGCGAUGAAGCAUCCAGCGCUCGCCAGCUACUGACACAGGCCUAUGAACGUCGGCUGGCCGUUUAUCGCGAGCCGCUUUGCUGGGCUCAUCAGGCAUCGUUUGUGCUCUGCCGCUUGGACAUGGUGGAGGCUGCACAGCGACAUCUGGAGGCUCUGCUCACACUUGAAGGCUUGGUGGCCAUUGCACCUUUUGGCGUCGAUGUUCUCGCGUAUGAAAUUGCCGUCGCCGGCUCGACACUGGCCGUGCAGCAAGACUACUUUAUGCGAAUUGGUGCCAUUGAUGCCGCGCUCAUUGCGUGUGAAAGCACGAGCUGCCGCUAUCAUGUUGAGCGUUCGCAAGUCGUCCAGGCUGCCGCGCAAGAAGCCGCUUUUCCUCGCGCCGUCUUACAGCUCCGUGCCCUUUCUUCGUGGAAAGAUGCCGACAAUGUUGAGCAAGAUCUCUUGGCAUUGGGCCUGUUCCCGCUAUUCGUGCACGCCACGGAUGCUGCAUCGACCUUUGAGGCCAUGGUCCUGGGCGUACCCGAGCAGGAUGCCUUGAUCAGCCUUUUGCAGGAACGAAACUUGGAAUUGAGCGAAAACGCGGACGUGGCUAGCAAUGUCGUGUUUGCCAGUGGCCUGCGUUUUACGCUCAAUACCUCGGAGGCCCCAACCGUGAUGGAACUGCUCCACGGCUGUGGCUUGGCAGGUUAUUCUAUCGUCAACAGCACGCAUAACAAUGCGACAGGGACGCUGGACGUCGUUGUCCGAGUACCCGGCGUUCUGCAUUCGGCUAUGCUUGCCACCCUGCAGGCCCAAGCAGGUGUGCUGUUCGUGUCAGACCCAUGGGCAGUGCGGCAAGCUCCCAUCCAGGAAGAUGAGUUUCCGUUUGCUUGGCAAUGGGACCUUGACCUGGAUCGUCUACCAACGACAUCGACGACUCGCUCCACAAGCGCCACUGUCACCUCUGAAAGUGACUCGGCCUCCUCCUCUGCCAGCCCCCUGCGGCGUCGCGAUGUGGAUUCAAACAGCUCGGCCGAUGUAGAUGGUGUACCGAUGACGGCUGAAGAGUAUAUUUCCGCGAUCCUCGACGACCUCAAUGCGACGUCCAAAACAGAGUUUGCUUGUGAGGGCUUUUCUGCCGCCCUUUGGAGCUGCACGCUUCGGACGGCAGCCCAUUGGUAUCCAGAUACUGUGACAACUCUGCUGUCCACCUAUCCGGGCGUUGCGUCUAUCAUGGUUGCCAACGACACAAGCAUGGUGGGCUCACUACAAGAUGCGGUAGAGGACUGGAUUUAUGAAACCCUUGGUCAAGACGGAGCCCCAAGCUUGAGUGUGCAGGUUCAAGCCGAAUUGACUGAGACAGUGGUCAAUGGUCAGCGCAAUGCUGUGUACACUGUCACGGCCGGCUUUGUCAGCAACCCCAAUGCCACGUACAGCCAGCUGUAUACAACGCAGGGUGCCUUUUUGGAGGGCGACUCUUCCUUCACGGCUUUGAGGGCCAGCAUUCUGGCGCUGAAUAUCGAAACAAUCGUGGAUGUCGUCCUGUCAGAUGAUAGCCCUGAUGCCGUGCUCUUCUCUACGCGACCUCUAAUGGAAGAUGCAGAGGUGAUGCAAAUUCUCUUGACCAACACGGCUCUCUUUGAUUUGGGCAAUCCAGAAUGCUCAUGCUCUUGUUUUGGCUUGGCCUGGGAUCUGAUAGAUGGCGGGAUAGAUGAGGACCAGGGAACUACCUACGAUGAUGCUGACGCUGGUGGGGACGGCGACUAUCAGGACGUGCAUCAAGAAGCUUGGGAGCAAGCCAAUGAUGAGGAUUUGCAGGCCGACGGCAUGUACUCGGACAUGUUCAAUGAGCCAGAUAUGGCAGAAGAUGACGAGAUUGAAGAUGAGAGCGGCUAUUUGGAUGUGGGGGCGGACGCGCAGGACCUUGAGGGCGUCGAGCAGCCGGGAUUUGGAUUUGAUGCCUUUGACCCGAAUGAGGGUUUUGAUCAGAAUGGAUUUGACGACUCCUACUUUGAGGCCAAUGACCUUGAUCAAAGCGGUAACGCCGAUGAGUAUCUCGAAGCCGAUGGCUUCGAACAGGAGGACGCUGCUUUUGACGAUGAGUGUGACGGCGUGCACUCCUCCAGCUCUGAAUUCCCCUUGGUUGGUUGGCAUCAUGGUGCGGGCAAUUUCCUCCUGCACCACCACCGUGCACCAAGCCCACAAGCAGCUGGAUCAAUUUUCCACGCCUCUGACAUCGCCGCCCCCCACCUCCAACGUUGGGCGGGCCGCCAAGGCGCCGCCCUCAAUCUGACACGUCUUCUUCGCACCUCCAGUGCCGAGCCCCCACGCCAUUCUCUGUCGCCCCUUCCAGACAUUGUAUUCAACUGGAGGGAAUCCUCUUCCACGAUCGAGGCAGACCUUGCGGCGCUCGUGUCUGUGUGUUCGCGCUGUGGCGGCCAACACAGCACGGAUCUCUGUCUCUGCGAGUUGAUCCAAACGCUACAGCAGCAAGACGCCGAUUUGAACCCGGCCGAGUUUAGCCAGGACACACAGGCUCAGCUGUGGAAUGCGUGCAGCUUUUGUGAUCCGCCCGCCUUUGCCACGCCUGGUCUUUUUGAGCCCUUGAAGCCCUACCAGACGGUCACGAUGCACCAGAAUACCACCCCCUCCCUCUCUGUGUCUUCGGAAGCCCACACGACUGUGGGUAUGCUAUCAACCGACUCUCUGAAUCGCCAUCGCAACUUCAACAUGUCGUCGCCGCCGCCGCCAUGUCAACAGCCAGCCGCUGCCGUCGCCACGCCCAUGCGCGAGGCCCGCCCUCUCACGACUCCCCACGAGAUGACUGUACAUGAUGGCACCUCCAAGGCUCUGGCGCUGUGCCCAAGUGCCCAAGAGGAUUUGAGCCAGAUGUCGCUGGACAUGUCGUGUGCCUUUGGAUCCUUGGACGACAUUUUCAAUGAUUCCGAGCCCAGUGCAGGCUCAGUGUGCAGCCCCGAGCCACCGCUGGAAAGCUUUGAACCAGCCCAAAGCUUGAUGACAUACUCAGAUGAAGAAAUAGCAUCGUUAUCACUCCAGGAUUUCCGCCGACUGCUCGAACAUGAGACUUCUGAGCAACAAGCAGAGCUUCGCAAACGCCGGCGCCGAACUCAGAAUCGCUCAGCAGCCAAAACCUCAGCCCUGCGUCGGAAAACAAAUUCCCUCUCCACCCAUGCCAAGCUGGCCAAGUUCGAAGAGGAAAACCGGUCCUUGCAACAGCAGCUGAGUUUGGCGCGGCAGGAAAAGGAGGACUUGCUUCUGGCAAAUCGAAUCCUUCGCGCUGAGAUCGCGUCACGCAGGAACGACACCACUGGCACCGGCUGGAUUGCAUGAGAUGGCACAACGAAACAACAAAAAAAAUGUCGCUGUCUGUGGAUGUAAGGUGGCGGCAGCUCUCUGGUGUCUGCAGCGGGAUGUGCACCAAGUGAAUGGGCCCAUUAGGGCCCGUGACUGGUGCUGUUUCUGCUGGUGUUGCUUUAUAGUGAUACCAGGAUGAUAAGAGUUUGAUAAUC
This is a messenger RNA of Monosiga brevicollis MX1, 9773 nucleotides long. RefSeq lists its product as uncharacterized. The coding region runs from base 1 to 9594 and encodes 3197 amino acids. Lineage: Eukaryota; Choanoflagellata; Craspedida; Salpingoecidae. The transcript has 11 exons. Gene Ontology annotation, cellular component: nucleolus. Gene Ontology annotation, biological process: regulation of DNA-templated transcription. The record is from RefSeq and is a predicted model, not a curated record. Gene Ontology annotation, molecular function: DNA-binding transcription factor activity; DNA binding; histone H3K36 demethylase activity.